AUGGAUCCCAUCAAUCCCUCAGUCGAUUGGGAGCUCGACCGUUCCUGGCUCUGGCCCGCCUGGAAAUUUGGCCUUGCGUACGAAGAUAUCUUUCACACGCUACACAACCAGCACAAUACCGUGGAGAUCCCCCUCCAGGAUUUCAGAGCUUUUUACUACGAUGUGCGGGAGCUCGCUGCGAAAGCCUCGACGCGCGACGAGCUCGACCGCCUACUCUGUGAACGGAAGCAGAGCCGGAGCACAGAGCUGCUCAAAGCAUUUGAUGAUGCGGCGCUGCAGUUAGCGGGAGACCCGAGCUCGUUACCUGGUGGCAUGUGGGUACCCUCGGUUGAGCUGUUCCGCACACGUUCACUGGCGUCUCUCGUAAUGUUCUUUGCAGGAUUUCUUCCAGAUGAUACUUUAAAAAGGGUCCUUGAACGUCGGAAGGAGGGAGUGAAGGAGAAGCCAGCGAAUAUUGUGUCAGCAUCCGUCAACCCUGGAUCUGCAAAUGAUCGCAAUGACAACCUUCGAAACCCAGAUCGAUCGCCACAAGAAGCACCAGGACUACCGUCUCAACCGCCAUUGAACCCAGCCAAACAUCCGAAUGGCCAGCGAUCAUCAGAGUCAACCAAACCAGCCUCAAAGCAACGGGGGGGCACACGAUUAUCAAAGCGACAACAAACCGAAACUGUUGCAAGAAAUAAGGCUACGGAACAGCGAAGGCCUAGAAAGCAGCAAACUACACAAUCAUCAAAGCGACAACGAACCGAAACUGCUGCAGUUAAAGAGACUGCCGAGCGUAACCGCCCGAACAAGCGAAGACGUACUACCGACGAGAUACCAGCUCCAUCUAGAUAUCAUAUGCGUAAGCGUUGCGUAUCCUGA
This is a messenger RNA of Clonostachys rhizophaga, 864 nucleotides long. The record is from the annotation of a GenBank genome assembly. Lineage: Eukaryota; Fungi; Ascomycota; Sordariomycetes; Hypocreales; Bionectriaceae.